UAAAUUUCCACGAGGCAGGCUGCUCGUUAUUUACUUUUAUUUAUUGGAGCAAAGCAGAAAUGGUAUCGCAGGAACAGAUCAAAGCCAUUGGCGGUGUGCUGAACAAUAAGGAACGCCCGCUUAAGGAGCGGUUCCGUGCACUGUUCACAUUGAAAAACAUCGGCGGCGGGGCAGCAAUUGAGGCAAUCAGCAAAGCAUUUGAUGAUGAUUCCGCGCUGCUAAAACACGAAUUGGCCUACUGUUUGGGACAGAUGCAGGACACUCAGGCCGUGCAAAUACUCAGCAAAGUGCUGCAGGACACCACCCAAGAGCCCAUGGUGCGCCAUGAGGCUGCCGAAGCAUUGGGCGCCAUUGGCCAUCCUGAGGUUUUGCCAAUACUCGAGAAAUACAAGGAGGAUUCAGUUAUUGAAGUUGCCGAGACUUGCGCCAUAGCGCUGGAUCGUGUGCGCUGGCUACAGACCGGUCAACAGGUGGACGAUAAUAAUCCAUACGCAUCUGUGGACCCAUCUCCGCCAACUGCAGGCACAAAGAGCGUGGAUGAGCUAAAGGCCAUAUAUUUGGAUGCCAAACAGAGUCUGUUCGAUCGUUAUCGCGCCAUGUUUAGUUUGCGUAAUCUGCGCACCGAGGCGAGCGUUCUGGCCCUGGCCGAGGGACUCAAGGAUAAGUCGGCGUUGUUCCGGCACGAGGUUGCUUUUGUCCUGGGUCAGCUACAGGAACCAUGCAGCAUACCGUAUCUGCAGGAGAACCUGGAAGAUCGCCUCGAGAACGAAAUGGUGCGUCACGAGUGUGCCGAAGCACUGGGCGCUAUUGCCACCGAGGAGUGCAUACAGAUAUUGAACCGUUAUGCGGAUGAUGAUAAACGUGUUGUCAAGGAGAGCUGCGUCAUUGCCCUGGACAUGUGCGAGUACGAGAACAGCCCAGAGUUUCAGUAUGCCGACGGUCUGACCAAGCUGGAUGGCACUAAGUGAUCCUGGUUAGAGGAAAUUAUUCAUUGUUGUAUAUAAAAUUUGUAAGUUAA
This is a messenger RNA of Drosophila novamexicana, 1018 nucleotides long. RefSeq names its product deoxyhypusine hydroxylase (gene nero). The coding region runs from base 60 to 968 and encodes 302 amino acids. NCBI's taxonomy places the organism in Eukaryota, Metazoa, Arthropoda, Insecta, Diptera, Drosophilidae. The record is from RefSeq and is a predicted model, not a curated record. Gene Ontology annotation, molecular function: deoxyhypusine monooxygenase activity. Gene Ontology annotation, biological process: peptidyl-hypusine biosynthetic process. The transcript has a single exon.